AUGACAGUGAAAGAGCAAGAAAGAGCAGAGCGAGAGAGGAAAAGAGAUAUUGAUCAAUAUGAACGUUUGGAUGGAGAUAGAAAUCAGACAACUGAAUCCCUUGCGGUUAUGGAGUACACUAGGACAGCUGAGAGAGAAGCUACACUGAUAAGACCAAUGGCAAUCCUACAAAAGACAAUGGACUAUCUUUUAAACUUGUUGGAUCAAUCUUAUGAUGAUCAAUUUCUUGGUUUAUACAUCUUUUUAUGGGAUAAAAUGAGGGCAAUUAGGAUGGAUCUAAGGAUACAGCAUAUCUUCAAUCUUGGUGCUAUUACCAUAUUCAGCUUCAUAUAAUAGCAAUGAAUGAAUUAUGCCAAUAUACAAAAGGAGAAGGAUUUGCAGAGGGAUUUGAUGCACAUCUCAACAUUGAACAGAUGAACAAAACAUUUGUUGAGUUGUUUCAAUUGUGUGAUGAUCAUAGGAAGAAAGGAAUUGAGGUGCCUACAGAAUAGAAUUUAGAGGUUAUUAUGCACUUCUCAAAUUGGGCAAAUAUCACUGGUGUUUGCUUCCUGUUUCUCCAAGUAUACUCAUCGAUCUUUUUUGUGGACUGCAUACUCAAUCAGGUACUCAUCUUCUCAUUUAUUUGCUUCAUAAUUAGAAUCUAUAAUGGAUAAGAACAGGGACAUAAAAAUAAUUAUGACAGUUGUCGAUUUUUUAUGUUUUACGAUCAUAAUGUGAAAUAAGUUUCCAAAUCAGAUAAAGCACACCUGGUUAAUCUGUUUUGAAAUAGAUAAUCCUUUUUGCAACUUAUUUGAAUAUGCUUUUCACGAAAACAUAUUUAGUGAG
This is a messenger RNA of Lactuca sativa (garden lettuce), 825 nucleotides long. The record is from RefSeq and is a predicted model, not a curated record. Lineage: Eukaryota; Viridiplantae; Streptophyta; Magnoliopsida; Asterales; Asteraceae.